This is a messenger RNA of Capsella rubella, 1112 nucleotides long. RefSeq names its product NADPH-dependent aldo-keto reductase, chloroplastic. The transcript has 5 exons. Gene Ontology annotation, molecular function: aldose reductase (NADPH) activity. The record is from RefSeq and is a predicted model, not a curated record. NCBI's taxonomy places the organism in Eukaryota, Viridiplantae, Streptophyta, Magnoliopsida, Brassicales, Brassicaceae. Gene Ontology annotation, cellular component: cytosol. Bases 35 to 985 code for a protein of 316 amino acids.
AAGAAGAUUGGAGAGAGAGAAGAAACAGAGAAAGAUGAGGAGUGACAUGGCACGUCUCAGGUGUGGGAAGACGAUUCCACUGCUUGGAAUGGGAACUUACUGUCCUCAAAAAGAUCGAGAGAGCACCAUCUCAGCCGUUCAUCAAGCUAUCAAGAUUGGCUACAGACAUUUCGACACAGCAAAGAUAUAUGGAUCAGAAGAAGCUCUAGGCACUGCACUUGGACAAGCUAUCUCCUAUGGAACUGUCCAGAGAGACGAUAUCUUUGUCACUUCCAAGUUAUGGUCUAGUGAUCACCACGACCCUAUCUCUGCCCUCAUACAAACUCUCAAGACAAUGGGUCUAGAGUAUCUAGACAAUUACUUGGUGCAUUGGCCAAUAAAGCUAAAGCCAGGAGUGAGUGAGCCAAUACCAAAGGAAGAUGAGUUUGAGAAAGAUUUAGGGAUUGAAGAAACUUGGCAAAGCAUGGAGAGAUGCUUGGAGAUGGGUUUGUGUAGAUCUAUUGGUGUUAGUAACUUCUCUUCUAAGAAGAUCUAUGAUCUCCUCGAUUUCGCUUCUGUCCCUCCUUCCGUUAACCAGGUGGAGAUGCAUCCUCUGUGGAGACAAAGAAAGCUAAGAGAAGUGUGUGAAGAGAACAAUAUCCAUGUAAGUGGAUAUUCCCCAAUUGGUGGGCCAGGGAAUAUUUGGGGAUCAACGGCUGUGAUUGAACAUCCUAUCAUCAAAUCCAUUGCUCUUAAGCAUAAUGCCACUCCUGCUCAGGUGGCUCUAAGAUGGGGAAUGUCAAAAGGGGCAAGUGUGAUAGUGAAGAGCUUUAAUGGAGCAAGAAUGAUAGAGAACAAGAGAGCCUUAGAGAUUAAAUUGGAUGAUCAAGACUUGUCACUCAUUGACCAUUUGGAGGAAUGGAAGCUCAUGAGAGGAGAGUUCCUUGUUAACCAAACCACAAGCCCUUACAAAUCCAUCCAACAACUUUGGGAUGGUGAGAUUUAAAUUGACUAGGGAUGUGAGUUUCACACAUCAUCAUUCACUUCAAAAUGUAAUUCCAUCUUCACAUUCUCUUUUCUUAUGAUCAUUGAUCUUUUUCACAUUUGUGGUAUAUAAAGUCAUUAUUAAAACA